CCUCAGCCGCGCAAGCGCGUUGCUUCCACUUUCCCCCUACGCUCUGAGGUUGCACUUCCGGCGGGAGGCACCAUCCCCAUCCGGGGUCGGGGCCCCGCUCCCUUCCUGUUAUUGCCCGUGCGGGAGGCGGUUCUUUGGGAUUGGGGUGGUGGCUGUUCGUGCUGUUUCCGUUUGCGCUCGGGGGCACGGUCGCCAAGUUUAGGGGGUGCAGUGGUGGCUACAGUGUGGCUUAGGUGUUGCGAGUGCUGCGGAGUGGUGCCCGGCCCAGCCCUGCCCAGUGGGGCGGUGGCUGCGGGCCGGCUCGGAGGCGGAGAAGCCGUGCCUGUGAGGUUUAUGCCUAUGAAUCACUGCUUGAAAAACUUCCCGUACGAAGUUAUCUAAAGACUUAAAAAUGCCUCCACGGCCAUCAUCCGGUGAACUAUGGGGCAUCCACUUGAUGCCACCGAGGAUCCUUGUGGAGUGUCUUCUCCCAAAUGGAAUGAUAGUGACUCUAGAAUGCCUCCGUGAGGCCACCUUAUUAACUAUUAAACAUGAACUCUUUAAGGAAGCAAGAAAAUACCCUCUCUAUCAGCUCCUUCAAGAUGAAUCAUCUUAUAUUUUUGUAAGUGUUACACAAGAAGCAGAAAGAGAAGAAUUUUUUGAUGAAACACGGAGACUUUGUGACCUGCGACUGUUUCAGCCUUUUCUAAAAGUUAUUGAACCAGUAGGUAACAGAGAAGAAAAGAUUCUCAAUAGAGAAAUAGGUUUUGCUAUUGGAAUGCCUGUCUGUGAAUUUGACAUGGUUAAGGAUCCAGAAGUACAAGACUUCAGAAGAAAUAUUCUUAAUGUUUGUAAAGAAGCAGUGGAUCUUCGAGAUGCCAAUGCACCACAUAGUAGAGCAUUAUAUGUCUGUCCUCCAAAUGUAGAGUCUUCAUCUGAACUACCCAAACAUAUAUACAAUAAACUAGAUAAAGGGCAAAUUAUAGUGGUGAUAUGGGUAAUAGUCUCACCAAACAACGAUAAGCAGAAAUACACCUUAAAAAUCAAUCAUGACUGUGUGCCUGAGCAAGUUAUUGCUGAAGCAAUUAGGAAGAAAACACGAAGUAUGUUGCUGUCAUCAGAACAACUGAAACUUUGCGUCUUGGAAUACCAAGGCAAAUACAUUCUAAAGGUGUGUGGCUGUGAUGAAUACUUGCUAGAAAAAUAUCCACUGAGCCAGUAUAAGUAUAUAAGAAGCUGUAUAAUGCUUGGUCGCAUGCCCAAUCUGAUGCUGAUGGCUAAGGAAAGCCUAUAUACCCAGCUGCCACUGGACACAUUUACAAUGCCAUCUUAUUCCAGGCGUAUCUCUACAGCUACACCCUACAUGAAUGGAGAAGCUACAGCCAAAUCCCUCUGGACUAUAAACAGUGCUCUCAGAAUAAAAAUCCUCUGUGCAACCUAUGUAAAUGUGAACAUUAGAGACAUAGACAAGAUCUAUGUGAGAACAGGUAUCUACCAUGGAGGGGAACCUCUGUGUGACAAUGUGAAUACACAAAGGGUACCUUGUUCUAAUCCCAGGUGGAAUGAAUGGCUGUUGUAUGACAUGUACAUUCUUGAUCUUCCACGUGCUGCUCGUCUGUGCCUUUCUAUCUGUUCUGUUAAAGGCCGGAAGGGUGCGAAAGAGGAGCACUGUCCAUUGGCUUGGGGAAAUAUAAACAUGUUUGAUUACACAGACACUCUUGUAUCCGGGAAAAUGGCUUUGAAUCUUUGGGCAGUACCUCAUGGCCUGGAAGAUUUGUUAAAUCCUAUUGGUGUUACUGGAUCAAAUCCAAAUAAGGAAACUCCAUGUCUAGAGCUGGAAUUUGAUUGGUUUAGCAAUCCUGUGAAGUUUCCAGAUAUGACAGUGAUUGAAGAGCAUGCCAAUUGGACUAUAUCACGUGAACUGGGGUUUAACUACAGCUAUGCGGGGCUGAGUAACAGAAUAGCUAGAGAUAAUGAAUUAAGAGAAAGUGACAAGGAGCAACUUCGAGCUAUAUGUACACGAGACCCUUUGUCUGAAAUCACUGAGCAAGAGAAGGACUUCCUCUGGAGCCACAGACACUAUUGCGUGAAUACUCCAGAAAUUCUGCCCAAAUUACUUCUGUCUGUUAAAUGGAAUUCUAGAGAUGAAGUGGCUCAGAUGUACUGUUUGGUAAAAGAUUGGCCUCCAAUCAAGCCAGAGCAAGCAAUGGAGCUUUUGGACUGUAAUUAUCCAGAUCCAAUGGUGCGAGCUUUUGCAGUUCGGUGUCUAGAGAAGUACUUGACAGAUGACAAACUGUCUCAGUACUUAAUCCAGCUAGUACAGGUUCUAAAAUAUGAACAGUACUUGGAUAAUCAGCUUGUGAGAUUUUUACUCAAGAAGGCACUGACCAAUCAAAGGAUAGGACACUUCUUCUUCUGGCAUUUAAAGUCUGAAAUGCACAAUAAAACUGUAAGCCAGAGGUUUGGUUUACUUCUGGAGUCCUAUUGUCGGGCGUGUGGAAUGUACCUAAAACAUCUGAGCAGGCAGGUGGAGGCUAUGGAGAAAUUGAUUAACCUCACUGAUAUUCUCAAGCAGGAAAAAAAAGAUGAAACACAGAAGGUACAGAUGAAGUUUCUUGUUGAACAAAUGAGGCGGCCAGAUUUUAUGGAUGCUUUACAGGGUUUUAUCUCUCCUCUUAAUCCUGCGCAUCAACUGGGAAAUCUUCGGCUUGAGGAGUGCAGGAUAAUGUCAUCUGCAAAAAGGCCACUGUGGUUGAACUGGGAAAACCCAGAUAUUAUGUCUGAAUUGUUAUUUCAGAACAAUGAAAUAAUCUUUAAAAAUGGAGACGACUUGCGUCAGGACAUGCUGACACUUCAGAUAAUUAGAAUUAUGGAAAACAUCUGGCAAAAUCAGGGUCUGGAUCUUCGGAUGUUGCCUUAUGGUUGUCUGUCUAUUGGUGACUGUGUGGGACUCAUCGAGGUAGUCAGGAGUUCUCAUACCAUCAUGCAGAUUCAGUGUAAAGGAGGCUUGAAAGGAGCAUUGCAGUUCAACAGCCAUACAUUGCAUCAGUGGCUCAAGGACAAGAACAAAGGAGAAAUGUAUGAUGCAGCUAUUGACUUGUUUACACGUUCUUGUGCUGGCUACUGUGUUGCGACCUUUAUACUGGGCAUUGGUGAUCGCCACAAUAGUAACAUCAUGGUGAAAGAUGAUGGACAACUGUUUCACAUUGACUUUGGGCACUUCCUGGAUCACAAGAAGAAAAAAUUUGGUUAUAAAAGGGAGCGUGUGCCAUUUGUCUUAACACAGGACUUCUUAAUAGUGAUUAGCAAAGGAGCCCAAGAAUGCACUAAAACAAGGGAGUUUGAAAGGUUCCAGGAGAUGUGUUAUAAGGCUUAUCUAGCAAUUCGGCAGCAUGCCAAUCUCUUCAUAAAUCUUUUCUCCAUGAUGCUUGGCUCAGGAAUGCCAGAACUGCAGUCCUUUGACGAUAUUGCAUACAUUCGAAAGACCCUUGCAUUGGACAAAACCGAGCAGGAAGCUCUGGAGUACUUCAUGAAACAAAUGAAUGAUGCUCACCAUGGUGGCUGGACAACAAAAAUGGACUGGAUCUUUCACACAAUAAAACAACAUGCUUUGAACUGAAAUGAAAGCAAAGAAAACAAGAACUGAUAGCCCACUUUGUGGGUACUGCACUGUUAAUACCCAUUAGCAGCAAAGACUGGUUGCAUAGGAAUUGCACAAACCAUGAAGAACAUCUGAAUUUAUGGCAAGAAAAGAGAUGAACUGCUCAGACAACUGUUGAAAAAUAAUGUAAAACAGGGUUUCAGAUAGCACUAAAAUUGUACACUUCAAAAAUUAAGCUUUAGUAUGAUGUGUGACUUCAUGUUAUGCCUUAAGCCCAAAAAGGUAGACUUGGAAGAACGUUUCUUUUUUCCAUUUGAUAGGAUAAAUUAGAAGGAGAAACAAAAUAGUGCUAACAUGAACAAAGAGUCCAUCACAUAUUACCUUAGAUCUGGUACAACAGGUAGAGCCUAUGCUGGAUUGACAAGAGUGGAAAGAGAAUUCAAGUGGUAGCAAAUAUUUAAAAUCAGCAUAGGUUGAAGGAAAGGAGUCUUAAACUCAAAGAUCUAAAAACAAUAGUGAGAGGACAGUGCCUUUUAAAUGUGCUCAGAGGCAUUAACAGUUAUGGGGUUUUGAUGACCCUUUGAUUUCUGGGUCUGUCAUAUGCACAGUUUCUGAAAGCAGUAGGAAAUAGGCCCACUUGGUAUGGUGUUUCUUCUGCUCAGUAUUUCUAAAGGUGCAAUUCAUACCUUCACAAAGAAACUCCCUGUCAUCCCCCAAAACUGACUAACCUGGAAAUUGAAUGGUCAAAUUGGGUUUAGUGCAACAGAGAGUUGUAUUGUUCAUCUUAGGUUUGGUUUAAUCUAACUUGAACUGAAUAGAUUUUUUUCAUACAUGUUUUCCAGAACCUAAAGAAAGGUGAGUUAUUAAAAUUAUUGAAAGAUUAUUUUUUUAUAAAGGCUAUUUAUAUAACAGGAACUAUUAUUAAUAUAUAUUCUUUAUUUACAUGAUUUGUCCAAUAUUCACUCUUUUAAUUUUGCAGCCCAGUUCUAUCUGUCCAAGGCUCCCGUUUCCAUUAACGUCACUGAAGGUGACCAGAUAUACUCCUAGGACCAAAUUCAACCCUGGUGAAAGAGGACACAAGUACCGUUAAAGUAGUGGGACAUACACCCACUAAUGCCAGAGGUGAACUUGGCCUAAGUCUCUUCAAAAAUUUUUGGGCAUCACUCUUCACAUUACUGAAGUGAUAUGCUGGCUAUUCAAGGAAUGUACAUUUAAGCCCUCAGCCUUUGGGUCCACCAUUUCUCCUCUUUCUUCUUCCUUUGGAAGUGGUUGUUUAAUCCAGAUAACAUCAGUAACAGAUACAUCAGAAAGAGAAAUUUAGGUUUUUCAAUAUGAUCAGUAAUAAGCAGUUCAGCAUACAGCAGAUGCAUUGGCUAGCUCAAAGCAUGUGGAGUUACCAAACAUUUUAUAGCUUUGUCUGUUUUGUGUGUGUGUAAUAUAUAUUUGUAAAUGUAGUUGUUGUCCUCUAACACAAUACAAUGUGUGCAAUCAGUUAAUUUGGCAUCACUUUUUGAAACCGUUCAGAAGUACUGAGGAUUUCAGAUUGCCCUUAUGCACAGCUUUAGGUAGGAGUGUUUUUCUAUUUAUUAAACAGGUUUUUUAAUUAGCAAUGCCCACAAUUCUGAGGGUGAUGUUCACCCUAGUAUUUUAACUUGCUAGAUUUGCAGCACUUGGAGUGAAUUGCAAAGGUCUGGGGUUUUCGGGGGUUCAGCUACUUCACUGGCAAACGUGCACCAGGGCACCACUCAGAAAGUGCAAUACCCCAUGUGAUAUAAAAUAUGCUGACAGUUGGUAUUAGGUUAGAAUAUAAGUAUAUAAAUAAACUGUGCAGGCUGUACUGAUGAGGUAAUGAGUGGUUGGCUUGAUUUAGAAAAUUGUAAUAUAUUAAAAAUGUGCAAUCAAUUACAUUAUGAAAGGCUUCGGGGAUUGUAAAGCCAAGACUUUGGUCUUUCAAGACACUUUCAUAGUCAAGAUCCUGCAGUCAGUUACUGCACACACAGAUGCUUGAUGCUGUGGGGGGAAACCUGUUUUUGUGAAAACUACAGAAGUCCCAAGAAUAGUAUGGGGAAUGUGAAAUUGUAUUUCCUUAGUUCUGCUGAAUAUUUUGGAGAAUUCCAGUACUCUUUUUAUUGACUGUUACAUCAUCCUUUUUGUUCAUGUGAAUAUUUUAAUGCCUGCUAACCUUGGUCUUGCUUUCUAGAGCAAAAUUGCCUUUGUAUGUAUUACUUAGCAGUCAACACACUCUGAAGGUUCAGCUGUCUUAAAAUAUGGCUUGGAUUCAGUUUAAAUUUAGCUCACAAUCUGAAACCCUGUUAGCUAUAACUCUUAAUUUAACUGAGUGAAACUGUUGCACAAAUGCCACAUUAGGUGCUAUAUUAUCCUUAUUUAUCUGGUAUUGAAACAAUGCUUUACCUCAUUUAUCUAAGAGAUGGUCAGCCUUUUCCAGCCUGAAUGAAAAUAUCAAUUCAAAUUUAUUGGAUGUUAUGAGCCCAACUUCUUUUGUACUUUGUUCCUUCCUAGCCAUUUAUUUCUGUAAAUAUAAGUAUAGAUAUCUUUCAGUUCAAGCAGUGUUCUGCACCCUUUUUGCACAAACAGAAAAGUAUGAGGAAUUAGGCUCUAUUUCCAAAAUGUACUGCAACUAAAUGCCAUGCACACGCUGUAUAAGUUUUGAACAUCGAGCAGUAAAAGAAAGAUUUUAAUUAUUCCAAAUCAUACCAUCAUUAUAUAGACUUUAAAUUUAAAGGAAAGAAAAAGUAGAAGCUCAUGGGCUUUAAGCAGUUCUUACCAUAAUGAGGAAGGGCCUUUGAGAAGUGUUCUGCCAAUGUUUCAAAACAAAUUAAUAAAUCCUUUUAGCUUCAAAGUGUUUAAACCUAAUUACCUUAUCCUGUUGUGCCAGUCUUGUGCUGAUGUAACUUAACUGAAGUUAGUGGAGGUACUGUUAACUUACAUUGAUGUAAGUAAGAGGAUGGCAUCUUUUCUCAGUAUCAGAAACAAGAUCUGCUUAUAGACUGUAAAAACACCUUUGACUGAGCUUAAAUUUUUACAGAGAUGGCUUGGAAUUUUGAUUUUAUUUUUUAACUAUUUGCACUUCAUGGAGAUUCAGAAAUGUUCCCUUUGUUCUGGGAAUCAGAUGCACAAAACACUAAGUAGCUUAUUUUGAGCUUGAAUUGAAUCUGAACACCUUACUUCUGCAGAACUUUGUAGUAGGACUACAACAGCAAGGAGCCUUGGGCAUGUGUUUUAUUACAAAGCAUUAGAAAAUGGUGAUUUAGGGAAAUAAAAAUUUAAAAAUAGCAACUUUUUCAACUGUGAAACUACGUUUGAUUUAAUGACAGAACAGGCUGCUGAUAAUUGUUUUUCUUAAAAAUGCAUUCUUUACUUUCCUAAAAGUAGCAGAAGAAGCACCUGUACUGAUAUACACAUGCACACUUUUCCAUUCCAAAAGGGUGCAUUAGUAGUUUUUUAAUAAGCAAAAUGGAUUUGCAGGUUGUUGGUUUUUUUUAAUUAAAAGCAUUUAAAUAAAACCAAAAUUGUUAGUGGUUUGGCAUCUUGUGGAGAAGAUACAAGCCUGCGUAUUAAGGGUAACAUAAAGAUUACCAAGCUUGUAGAGAACUUUUUAUGUAAUGACCCUGCUGUUAGUGGGUUUGGAAGGAUGGUUUUGGUUUUUUCCAUCUUUCUUUUUUAUGUAAAAUACUAUGCUCUUCAGGUGGUCAGUAGCCCAUGGUUGUUGACAGUUUGAAGGUAUUUUCUUUGCUUUGUCAUUUUUAUAACUGGCAUGUUCUAACAUCUGUACUUCAGAAUAAUUGUGAAUUCCUCCUUUUCUGCAUGUCUGUACAGGUUGCAGACCUGGGCUGGGCCCAUUCAAAAACCAAGUAUCAGAAAAGCCACUUGAAAUUACUGUUUUGUUGAUGUCUUUGACAUCUUGAAAAUGCUUCAAGUUAGUGACAAUGGUGUGGUAUUACAGAAAGAAUUGUAACUUGCUGCUUCUAAGAUUUUUUUUUAAUUUUUUUUUUCUCAUUUUAGUUUUACUUGAAUGGAAGAAGAACCAGACUUGGUUUUGGUCGGGGGUUGUUUGGGGUUUUUUGUUUGGUUUUGUUUUUGUUGUUUGCUUUUUGUUUUUAAAUACUACACACUGUGGAUGUUGUGAAUUGAUGAAGCCCGAUUUAAAUUUGCAUUACAUAUUUCAUACAUAUAACAAAUUUGUAUCUUUUUUUCAUGCUGAAAGUUGUCUCAGUUUCAGUAGGGCUCUGUCUGUCCAAAAUGAUGUGCAGCUCACCAUCCCUGCUGUUGCUUGUGGGUGUUUUGGGUUGGUUUUUUGUUUUGUCUUGGUUUUUUACAUCUGUGUUAAUGAAGGGAAGCCAACUGGAAACUGAAAGUUCUCUAUCUGUAUACACUAGCCAAAUCUGUAGGUGCUCUGGUCUUUGAGGAAAUUCUGAUUUCACUUUAUGCUCAUAUAACACUGAUUUCAUCAGAAUCACUCUGGAUUCACAGUAGCAUAUGAAAUCAGAAUUAGACUAUAUGUAUAUUAAAGUACCAGAUAGUUUUUUCAUAUGAUGUAGUGUGAAGUGUUCUUGUAAUGAGAGGAAUGUUUGCUAGCAGCCCAGUUAAACAUCUGACAAUUUCAUUUUGAAGUAGUCUUUAUUAACUAGCCUUUUCAGCUCUCCAAUUCAUAACUACUGUUAUGUCUAGACUGUGAUGUCUAUAGUUACUUUGUUCCUGAGACUUUCAGGAUUUUUAUUGUUUGCUAGCUUAAAUGUUUCCUCUUCCUGCUCUUUCAUAGUAUAAAGACUUGUAGAACCCACACUCAGGAAAAAUAGUUGUUCUUAAUUAAUUGGCAGUACAGUAUUCUUGACUUCUGAACUUUAUGGGAUAGACUCUUGAAAGGAUGAGGUCUUGCUGUAUUAGCACUCCUGACUCGAAACCAGAGGUGGAUCUCUCCAUCCCUGUCUCUUCCCUCUCCAACACCCCUCUCCCAUAAAAAGGGAUAUGCCCAUAGCAUAUCCCUGUAAGAACAACAUAAAAUAUUUGUAAGAUAAGAUCAACUAAAGCAAUGGUCUGCCUGUACUUUGAAGCUGGUCCACAGUUGUUUUUAUAAAUGUGUCAUAAGUUUAAGUGUCCUUACAGUCACUUCUGUAUGUGAUGCCAUAUUCCUUUGGCAUAAGGAAGGCCAAAAAUAUGCUAUUCUAUCUUGAUUCUUUCUGAAAUUCUGGUGCCAGAACCCCAGUAGCCAUUAAACUGAUUUAGGAACCAUUUAGUUGAGUAUAACUGCAUAAAUUUUGUUAGGAACCUGUUCUAGUAAUAAAAUUAAUCACAGUUAAACCUGAUUUAAUUGUAUUGCUAAAGUUAUAGAAAGCCUAAUUUGGGCAGAAGCUGUUUCUCCUAAGAAUCUUGUCUAUUGUAGUUUAACCCUUGAGAGCCAAAACAAGGAUAUUCAUGGCUGCAAUCUCAUUUGGCUUUGUUUCUUUGGUUUAACUACUUUUAAACUAUUUCCAGGCUUUAGUAAUAGUGUUCUGUACUCUGAAUUAUCAACGGUCCUAGGCUGUCUGAAGUUGUCUUAAGGUUUCAUUUAGGGCAGGAGAAAGAAAAGGAAAAGAUGGAGAUGAAUCCUUCUCUUAUCUUGCAGGCACUGUGGUCCAAAUUCCUCAUCUUCUCUUGUAAAGAUAAAUCUGUAACUCAUGAUUUGGGAGUAUCAUCCCUUCCCGUUGCCCCCUUGGACCUCUGCAAGUUGUAACUGAAUAUUCACAUACUUUCUCCAACAGAAAAGUGGAUUUUGACAAGGAUUUAAAAUGUAUACGGCUGCAGGCUGAGGGCUGGGUUCUCAGGCUUGAACAUUUUAAAGUACAGUUACUGUAACUGGCACCACAACUGCAAGGAUUUCUAGAAUCACACAGAAUUGUUGAGGCUGGCAGAGACUUUUGGAGAUUGUUUAGUCUGGCCACCCAGUUUGGAACAAGGUCAUCAAGAGCAGGUUGCCCAGGACAUUGUCCAGUUGGGUUUAGAGUCUAUCCAAGAAAGAGUUUACAAUAAAAGCUUUUCCUUAAUGUUUAUAUAACAUUACUUCUAUUUCAUUGCCCGAUGUUCUUUCAAUGGACAGCACUGAAAAAAAGUCCUGCCUAUCUUUUCGCUGCUUUCCAUCAAGUAUUUAUAUAUAUUGACAAGGUGCCCUUUGAGCUUUCCCUAAGCUCAGGCUAAACAAUCCCAGCUCUGUCAGCCUCACCUCUGUCUUCACAGCCUUUUGCUGUUCCUUUACAUCCAUGUCUAGCUCAUUCUGGAGGGCCCAGCACUGGACCCAGCAACCCAGGUGUGGCCGCACCAGCACUUAUCAGAGGGGCAGGAUGAAGGCUACCCUACCUGCCUGGCAAUGCUCUUCCUGAGGCAGUCCAGGAUCCUGUUGGCAUUUUCAAUGAAUAGAGCCCAGGAGGGUGUAAUCUCUUAAUGCUUAUAUGUAACUUUGUGGAAGCUGGUAGCAGUUACAUGUCUGCAUCAAAAGCAGGGUACAAACACCCACUAGUGCUUUAAAUAUCCUUUAAAAUGAGACAACAGUCUUUGAAAUAACCACUACUGGGGGGGUGGGGAGGGGGGGUGUGUGUUGCCAUGUUUUUGUCAUUCUGUGAUAAAGGUCCUGUGGUAAAGUAGUUAGAAAGCAAGACAUUUUUAGUGGGCCAAAACAGUAUUUAAGAUGCAGCAAGAUGCAUGUGCUGUCAUACUGAGAAUAGUCUUGCAGUACUUAUGAAAAACAAAAACCCACAAUCCUUUUUUCCCCCUUCUGCUGUGCUACUCAAAUAACAAAAGUUUGGCCUAUGAUAAUUACUGUAGUUCAUGUUCAUGGGAAACUGUAAAAAGUCUGCUUUUUAUUUAUCUUCUCGGUCUGUAUCACAUGCUGUUUAUUAAAAAAACUACUUUGUUUUUUAUCACACUUUUGAGUGUUAAUGUAUAUACACUAACUAAAUUAAAAUAAUAUGGUU
This is a messenger RNA of Melopsittacus undulatus (budgerigar), 10545 nucleotides long. RefSeq names its product phosphatidylinositol-4,5-bisphosphate 3-kinase catalytic subunit alpha (gene PIK3CA). The record is from RefSeq and is a predicted model, not a curated record. Bases 392 to 3598 code for a protein of 1068 amino acids. Lineage: Eukaryota; Metazoa; Chordata; Aves; Psittaciformes; Psittaculidae. Gene Ontology annotation, cellular component: phosphatidylinositol 3-kinase complex, class IA; cytoplasm; phosphatidylinositol 3-kinase complex, class IB. Gene Ontology annotation, biological process: phosphatidylinositol-3-phosphate biosynthetic process; phosphatidylinositol-mediated signaling; cell migration. The transcript has 21 exons. Gene Ontology annotation, molecular function: 1-phosphatidylinositol-4-phosphate 3-kinase activity; 1-phosphatidylinositol-3-kinase activity.